GGGGCGGAGAGUGCGCUGCGGAUCUCCUUCUUUUAGGAGAAUGAAACUCGAUCCCGUCGCGCCGGUAGCGCUCGGUAUAAAACAGUCCAGCGGAAGAAGAGACUGUGAGAAUAAUAUCACUGUGAUCGGAGAGUGUGGAGUUCACGAUCACCGAAAUGACGUGCAGAUCUCCAGAAGUCCGGGAGUUUCGCAAAUGAGCUGACACACAAACGCCGCGCUCCUCCGUUAUUCCUCUCGUUUCCAAUGAGAACAUGAUGCGUCCUGGAAAGACGGACAGAUAAUGACCGCACUGCUUGUUUCUGAUCAGUCGAUGAUACUUAGAGGCUUUUGUACGCACGAGAAGAAGACUGCAUGGACGCACCAGCUUUGAAUCGAAGUCGUUAAAUCUCGCCGGUAUCUAUUUUUGUAUGAAAACAUGAACUCGUUGUUGUUUGGAGAAGGUUUUUUGGGCGGCGUGGUGAGCGGCGCGCCGUCGGACGCGGCUCCCAGAGCGCUGCGCAACGACCUGGGGUCCAACAUCCAUGUCCUCAAGACCCUCAACCUGAGGUUCCGCUGUUUCCUCGCCAAAGUCCAUGAGCUGGAGAGAAGGAACAAACUUCUGGAGAGCCAGCUGAAGCAAGCCACCGGUCAGCCGAGGCACCAGGGCUUCUCCUUCUCGCGUGAUGUCGCGGUCCAGACGGACUCUGCGGGGUCCAGACUUCCAGGCACCAUCUGGAGCUUUACGCAUAUUUUGAGACAAGGAGAGCGCGUCAAGACUGUCCAGGGACCCGGAGUCACCUGGACCCAUCCGGAUGGGGUCGGGGUCCAAAUCGACACCAUCACCCCAGAGCUGAGAGCCUUGUAUAACGUUCUGGCCAAAGUCAAACGGGAGCGGGAUGAGUACAAGAGAAAAUGGGAGGAGGAGCUGUCGAGAAGAGAACAGAUGGAGUCGAUGGUGCAGACGCUGCAGGAGAAUGUAAACGAAUCCGAAGCCAUUCAGGACGAGUUGAACGAGAAGGUCGAAAGACUAAAAGCUGAACUGGUGGUCUUCAAGAGCCUCAUGAGCGAUGCUGGCGGACGCCGCCACUCUAAAGCUGUAGAAAACCGGAGGAAAAUCCUGGACCUGAAACAAAUGUCCGACCUCGACACCAAGAUUCAGGAGAAAGCCAUGAAGGUGGACAUGGACAUCUGCAGGAGAAUCGACAUCACAGCCAAACUGUGUGACGUGGCUCAGCAGAGGAACUCAGAGGACAUGUCUAAGAUGUUCAGCGUCAGUCCAUCCAGAGCACCAGCAGACAGGAUGGCUGUGGUGUGCAAAAAGAAGGAGAAGAAGCCAGUAUCAGAUGAGGAAAACUCAGAGAUGGAUGCAGAUCCCAGCACUUCGGAGGAGGACGUCCCUUUCAACAUCACAGACGAGAUGAAACGCAUGCUCAACCAGCUACAUUGUUCAGAUAACUCAUUUGUUGCUAGGCGGGAGACGUUUGAGAUCGAUGAUGACUGUGACAGUUUGACGUGGGAAGAGAACGAUGAUACGCUGCUGUUAUGGGAGGAUUUCGCCAAUUACAACGUGCCCUACAGCCUUACUAACAACACCGGUGCCCUCGACUGCAACGGAGAUGCACAAGAAGCGGAUGGCAGUCUGGGAAAUCUCAUCGAUGAGACUGAGUCUCUUAUCAAGACCAGAGAGCAGGAAUAUCAGGAGACAAUCGGACAAAUCGAGAUGGAGUUGGCCACGGCUAAGAGUGACAUGAACAGACAUCUGCACGAGUACAUGGAGAUGUGCAGCAUGAAACGAGGGCUGGACGUGCAGAUGGAGACGUGCAGGAGAAUGAUCAAGGGUGGCAGAAAUUCUCUUUCCAUCAGCUCAUCUGUGAGCAGUGACUCAGGGAACACUGACGAGAUACAAGAGGAGUUGGACAAGGAUGGAGAGACGGAGGGGCCAAUCAGCUGAUACCUGCCCAGGCUGACCCCGCCCUCUUCCCCCCACUGAGCUCCAGUCAGCUCUCGGGCCUCCCAGCAGUUGACCAAUGGCGUUACACUGAGGGACAGAGCCCACUCACACAAACCCCAGAUCCUGUAGGUGCUUUAACGUCUCCGUGUCAGAGUGGGGUGGAGUUGAUGAGGGUUGUUUUUGUGCUUCGACAUCAAUAUUGAUGCGUCACAUGGUGCCACAGCUGUCACAGGACAGCCUAACUAUGAAUCAGAUCAAUCUCAGCCAAAAUACAUCACAUAAUACACCCGAUCAAACCUGAAAUCAAGUCCAUAUCUCGAUUAGAAACCGGAAAACAUUCGUGCAACAUGAGUGAUACAUAAGACUGAAAGCCAUUCAGACCAAAACUCCUUGCGAUCCAACACUUCAGAAUGCUUUCCUUAAUAUUUGUGGCUUUUUAUUUUUCUAAAAACUACUUCAGAAAUCAGCAGUUUACUGCAGAAACAUUUUGGCCUUUUUAAGCCCCGAAUCCAGUCGUUGAAUGUGGAACACAGAAAAAGCUCACGUUCUAUGCAAUCAGCCUUAUUUUGUGAUCUGUGUUUUCCCAGCUAAUAAAACUAGGCUCUUAGAAUGUUUUGCUGACGUUCCCAGUUAGUUAUGUAAAUGUUAUUUAUGAAUGUGUGACUUCGUUUUAAUCUAAAUGUUUUAACCCUCUGGUGCUCUUAAGUAUAUAUAUAUAUA
This is a messenger RNA of Cyprinus carpio (common carp), 2650 nucleotides long. RefSeq names its product intermediate filament family orphan 2-like. Lineage: Eukaryota; Metazoa; Chordata; Actinopteri; Cypriniformes; Cyprinidae. The record is from RefSeq and is a predicted model, not a curated record.